CGGUGCAUGCGCUCGCUUUCAACAAUCAAUUCCUCACUCCCAAUCUCUCCUGCCCUUAUCAUCACGUCUAGAACAUCAAUCACCGUCUUCCCGAACGCUACUCUCCUAUUUGUCUUCGAUCUUUCCUCCUCACAUCAUCUCCCAACCCUUCCAGAGCGCGGAAACUUGCCAAUAUGGCACCUCCGCCUUCCAAAGUCGAUGAAGCCAAAUCACUAACCACAUCCGAUCCCAAAAAGGCCGAAGCUUUAUAUAGAGAGGUUCUGGCGAAGUCUCCUGGGUCGAAUCAAGCAGCACUCCAAGAAUACGAGAAUGCCUUGGUUGGUUUAGGAGAACUCUAUCGAGAUCAGAAACAAACAGACGCUUUGGCCGAGUUGAUCAAGACAAGCCGAUCGACCCUCUCCUCCUUUGCCAAAGCAAAGACGGCAAAACUGGUCCGACAACUCCUCGACUUCUUCACGGAGAUCCCAGACACCCUCGAAAUUCAGAUCCAGGCCACCAAGUCAUGCAUCGACUGGGCCAACUCUGAGAAGCGAUCUUUCCUCCGCCAGAAUCUCGAAACGCGUUUGGUAGGCUUGUACAUGCAGAAGCAGGCAUACUAUGAUGCUCUUACCCUCAUCAAUGGACUACUCAAAGAACUCAAGAGAUUGGACGACAAGCUUGUCCUCGUUGAAGUCCAGCUCCUGGAGUCAAGAGUCUACCAUGCCCUCACCAAUCAAGCCAAGGCACGAGCGGCACUGACAUCAGCAAGAACCUCUGCCGCUUCAGUUUACACCCCGCCUCUUCUUCAAGCGGGUCUAGAUAUGCAGAGUGGAAUGUUACACGCUGAGGACAAAGAUUUCAAUACGGCGUUUUCUUACUUCAUUGAGGCGUUGGAAGGCUAUCAUGCCCAAGAUGAGGCGGCACGUGCUACUUCGGCGCUGCAAUACAUGUUGCUCUGCAAGAUCAUGCUCAACUUGGUGGAUGAUGUCAACUCACUCCUGUCUUCGAAGCAAGCACAGAAAUAUGCAGGCACCAAUCUGGAAGCCAUGAAGGCCGUUGCCCGAGCUCACUCAAACCGAUCGUUGGAGGAGUAUGAACAAGCGCUUACCAACUAUCGGUACGAACUGGGAAGCGAUGUGUUUAUCCGCAACCAUCUCCGUCGACUAUAUGAUGCGAUGCUGGAACAGAACCUGGUCAAAGUGAUUGAACCUUUCAGCCGGGUGGAAAUCGAUCAUGUUGCCAAGAUGGUGGGUCUCGAUACGCAGCAAGUGGAGAGAAAGCUGUCGCAGAUGAUUUUAGACAAAGUCAUCAUUGGGGUAUUGGAUCAAGGAGAAGGAUGUCUGAUUGUCUACGACGAGGUGGAGCGAGAUGCUGGGUACGAUGCAGGGCUGGAGACGCUCGAGAAACUCAGCAACGUUGUCGACGUGCUGUACACCAAUCAAGCGGCGCUUCUAGAAUAGAUGAUAUGGCCAUGGACUUGAGGGACUUGAGGCAUGGCGUUGGUGUGGAUGUAUCGAACGUCGGUGGUGACAAGAUGUCGACCACGUGACUGCAGCAUCAGUUCUGUACAACCUACUACUAAUGGAUAUUCAGCUCUGCUGGAAUUCUGACCAUAUUGGACCCCAAUGUCUUUGAGAGAUACCUAAAAGACUUCAUGUGUCGUACGGUCAGCUGUUCGUACUUUACAGAACUACGCCUACCACCUCAACCCCAGCUUUGCAACAAUUCUUUCCUAUUAUCUGCGGCUUACGUCUCCGUAUUACUCGGGGGUCCGGUUAGGGGCGACAAAGAGGUUCUAG
This is a messenger RNA of Exophiala mesophila, 1778 nucleotides long. RefSeq lists its product as uncharacterized. The coding region runs from base 174 to 1439 and encodes 421 amino acids. Gene Ontology annotation, cellular component: proteasome regulatory particle, lid subcomplex. The transcript is spliced from 2 exons. Gene Ontology annotation, biological process: ubiquitin-dependent protein catabolic process. Gene Ontology annotation, molecular function: structural molecule activity. The record is from RefSeq and is a predicted model, not a curated record. NCBI's taxonomy places the organism in Eukaryota, Fungi, Ascomycota, Eurotiomycetes, Chaetothyriales, Herpotrichiellaceae.